This is a messenger RNA of Anopheles maculipalpis, 5242 nucleotides long. RefSeq names its product tyrosine-protein kinase Abl (gene Abl). Gene Ontology annotation, biological process: protein phosphorylation. The coding region runs from base 10 to 5166 and encodes 1718 amino acids. Gene Ontology annotation, molecular function: non-membrane spanning protein tyrosine kinase activity; protein binding; ATP binding. The record is from RefSeq and is a predicted model, not a curated record. The transcript has 7 exons. NCBI's taxonomy places the organism in Eukaryota, Metazoa, Arthropoda, Insecta, Diptera, Culicidae.
GCCAGGGCAAUGGGUGCCCAGCAGGUGAAGGAACGUCCGGCCGGAACUACCUCCACGCUAGGGGCCGGCAGCUCGAUCCGGUCCAGCCGGAGCAAACCCCGCUCGUCGAAGGAUGCACGGACGCUGGGUUCAAACAUCUUCACCGAGCAUAACGAGGCACUUCUACAAUCGCGCCCGUUACCACACGUACCAGCAGCGGGUAGUUUGCUGCCGACGGAUCUGCUCGGUCAGAAUCAGGAUGGAUUGGAAAAUCACACCGGCACCAUGCACUCUCAGGGCAGUUCGAACGCUGCACAGUCAAGCUUCGAAACGGCGCACCGAUGGACGUCUAAGGAGAACCUGUUGGCACCCGGACCUGAAGAAGACGAUCCCCAGUUGUUUGUCGCGCUGUACGACUUCAAGGCCGGCGGUGAAAAUCAACUGAGCCUGCGAAAGGGUGAACAGGUGCGCAUACUGUCCUACAACAAGUCGGGCGAAUGGUGCGAGGCACACUCCGAUUCCAUACAGGUCGGCUGGGUGCCGUCGAAUUACGUGACACCAUUAAACUCGCUGGAAAAGCACUCCUGGUACCAUGGGCCGAUUUCGCGCAACGCGGCAGAGUAUUUACUUAGCUCCGGCAUCAACGGUAGCUUUCUGGUGCGGGAAAGCGAAAGUUCACCCGGGCAGCGUAGUAUAAGCUUACGGUACGAUGGGCGCGUCUAUCACUACAGAAUAUCGGAGGACUCCGAUGGCAAGGUGUACGUUACGGCCGACGCCAAGUUUAACACGCUCGCCGAACUGGUGCACCAUCACAGUGCGCUGCACGAGGGGCAUGGCCUGAUCACGCCCCUGCUCUACCCGGCACCGAAGCAAAACAAGCCGACCGUGUUCCCGCUCAGUCCCGAACCGGAUGAGUGGGAGAUUUGCCGGACGGAUAUCGUGAUGAAGCAAAAGCUGGGCGGUGGACAGUACGGCGAGGUGUAUGAGGCUGUGUGGAAGCGGUACGGCAAUACGGUGGCCGUUAAAACGCUGAAGGAAGAUACGAUGGCGUUAAAAGAUUUCCUGGAAGAGGCAGCCAUCAUGAAGGAAAUGAAACACUCAAAUUUGGUGCAACUGAUAGGUGUCUGCACGCGCGAACCACCAUUCUACAUCAUCACCGAAUUCAUGAGCCACGGAAAUUUGCUCGAUUUUCUACGCACCGCCGGUCGGGAAACGUUAGAUGCCGUGGCGUUGCUGUACAUGGCCACACAAAUCGCAUCUGGCAUGAGCUAUCUCGAAAGCCGAAACUUUAUCCAUCGAGAUUUGGCCGCACGCAAUUGCCUUGUUGGCGAUAAUAAUCUAGUAAAGGUGGCAGAUUUUGGGCUCGCCCGACUGAUGCGUGACGAUACGUAUACGGCACACGCUGGGGCCAAAUUUCCCAUCAAGUGGACCGCGCCAGAGGGCUUGGCUUACAAUAAGUUCAGCACCAAAUCGGACGUAUGGGCGUUUGGCGUGUUGCUGUGGGAAAUUGCAACCUACGGGAUGUCACCGUACCCGGGCAUCGACUUAACGGACGUGUUCCACAAGCUCGAAUCAGGCUAUCGGAUGGAACGGCCGCCAGGAUGUCCACCGGAGGUGUACGACUUGAUGCGGAAGUGCUGGCAGUGGAAUGCUCAAGAUCGUCCAACGUUCAAAAGCAUCCAUCACGAUCUGGAGCACAUGUUUCAGGAAUCCUCCAUUACCGAAGCGGUCGAGAAGCAGCUGCAAGGAGUCGGCGUGAUACCGAUGCAGCUAACACCGCAGAUGAGCAAGAAGCCGCAUAUGGGUAUGCAGCAGCAGCAACAGCAGCAGCAGCAGCAGCAGCAACAGCAGCAUCAACAGCUACAGCAGCAGCAAUUGCUACCUCCUCCGCCGCAGCCAUCAUCACAGCAACAGCAGCCGGCACAGCAUGAACCUGCUAUAACACCCAUUUCCGAUUCGGGAUCUGGUUCAAAGUUCAGCACAUUUGGAAACAAGCAACCUGCUACUACCGCUGGUGUUCAAAUGCGGCGGACCACAAACAAGCGUGGCAAAACGGCACCCGCGCCACCAAAGAGAACAAGUUUGCUAUCAUCUAGCCGUGACUCUACGUACCGUGAUGAUGACAACUGCAAGCUCGGCGAAGGCGAGCAAAACGCUAACGGUAGUGCUAUUCCCAUCACAAAAUCGUCUUCUUGCAGUAGUUUCCUUAUCGAUAAGCUGUUUCGAGGUUUUACACGUGACAUGGCAAACCUAAUGAAUCGGGCCACAGAUUCUGAAAAUGAGCAAACCGAAGUCACGCCCGAUACGGAUACAGACAAUCCGGAGCCAAUAGGGUUUCAGAAAACUCCUCAGCAAAGUUCAUUUAAGCGCGCUCCGAUCAUGGGCAACCGUGGACUUGAAACGCGUGGUAGCAAACGAUUGCCUGGCCAAACACGCCGCGAUCAACUUCCGCCUGGUUCGGGUGGUCAACCGUGUAUGCCAGCGCUAGGACCGGGCCAGUCACCCAUAGUAGGUGCUCUUGAGGUUCAAAACGUGAAGAAAGCCAUCAACAGAUACGGUACACUGCCGAAAGAUGCUCGAAUAGGAGCGUACCUUGAAUCGUUACGCCAAAGUGAUGGAACGGUCAUUCAGCAAACUCAAUCACCAGUGCAGCAUCCUAUACCGCAGCAUCAGCAACAUGUGGCAGGGUCGCUACCUCCGAGUACGGCUCAACUGCAAAUGGGUUUGAAUUCGAACAUGGCAUUGGUUUCCGAACCACCACCACCUCCAAUGGCUGCAGCAAAUGCGAUAUCGAACAGUAUACUAGCGCAACGAAAUGCGGCAGCAAUAAAGGCACAACCACAGAUGAUACGAAGCAACUCCUCAAGCGGGGUUACGAUGUCAAACUCUGCCACAGCUAGUCUUUCAAAACUGCAACGCCAUCGUACGACAACCGACGGUUCGAUGAUGACGUUUUCUUCCUUCCGCGGGUCGGUUGGAAACAACAGUCCAAAACGAGCCGUUCAACCAACGCUAGCCGAUCUCGAGUUUCCUCCUCCUCCGGUAGAUCUUCCGCCACCGCCAGAAGAGUUUGAUGUUCCGCUCGAACAGCGAGGAGGAAGUAGUGGUAUGCUCGAAAAACCGAUUGCCCCUUCAAACGAUGUACGCAAUACGGAACCGAGUGUCGAGGAAGCUAGUUCACGAUUUGGUGUAAGUUUACGCAAACGAGAGCCAUCGACGGAUUCGUGUAGCUCGCUCGGUAGUCCAGCGGAUGCCAUGAUUAAUCCUGUCGGGGAUGCUGGUUCCCUUUCGAUUCCACCGCCACCACCACCCGUUGGUUUGAAGGAUUUGAAAGCGGAUACGAAGCGUGCAACAAAUGUGCCAAAGUGUUUACAGAGCGAAAAUGCUGGAGGUAAAAAAUCCAGUGGAGCACCCCAGAAUGCCCAAAUUUCCGAUCCAGCUUCACAAUUAGUCAGUGAACUGGCGGAAUCGAUGCAUUUACCAAAAGCACCUUCACCGCUAACUACCACCAUACAGGAACCGCCACAACCAAUAUCUCAUUACAAGUCCUCGGAUGUAAGCUCGCUUCGUAAGCCCGUUGCUAUGUCAAAAUCUACUAUCCUACCAUCUACUACCAAUCAAAUGACAAGUGACAGUUAUAACGUUACUGCAGCAUCCGGUAUCCCGCAGCCACCGUUCAAGACCCAGUUAAAGAAGGUAGAUGCUGCAAAGCGGACGCCGGUCCAGCCUGCCAAGAAGGAAGAGAAUGCGGGUGGCAUUAUUGAUUUCAAAUCACGGUUACGUAAAGUGGAUCAAAAUAAUGUCGAAGUAUCGAGCAAUGGAGGGAGCGGUGGUGACGGUGGAGCUGGCGAGUCCGGCUCGAAUGUGGACAAUAAUAACAAACAUCAAUCGGGCAACAGUCCGCACAGUAUUCACAAUAACAAUAAUAUAAACACCACCGUUACCAGUAAUAGCAAUGGCAACAUUCUGAACAAUAACGAUAAUUCGGCUUCAUCCUCCUCGUCAGAGAAUGAAAAUCAUCGAUCGCAGAAAAAGAGUGAAACGGUGAUGGUAGUGCGAAACGGUACCACUGGCUUGCCCGGGAAGAACAAUAUGGACGCCAGCAAUAAGUUGCUGCUGGAGAACAACGAGCUGAAUUCGUUGAAGUUGAAGAAAACGAAUGCCUCAUCGACGAUUGUAACCGGUUCGGCUCCGAUCGAUAGCAAUAAGGUGAUCGAGUUGAAAAAGACUGAAAUUAAGAUUGAACUAAGCGACGAUCGUAAGCGUGAAAGUUUGGAGGGCAAUUCGCUCAAGGUAGACAGUGGAGGAGGCAGUGGCGAUAAUCUGUCCACCGGAAGUAGUGGAGCCGGUGGUGAGGACGGUGAUGGCAAGCGUAAAAGUACAGGCAGUAUUAGUAGCCUGAAAAAGCUCUGGGAGGCGAAAGAAUCUCCAAACGAUCCUUUAAGUGCUCAGCUGAGUCCUAAAUUGGGAACCAAAUGCGUGGCAAACAUGGUUCCAAAGAUGAACAACAAUAUGGAAGCAGACGAUGGUGGAUCGGUGGGAGUGUCCAACGAUUCCACGCAACAACAACCCGACCAUCAGCAGCAGCCGAACAUUGGACCGGCUGGCUGCCCUUCAACUGGCACACUAGGCAACAACAAAAAACCGGCCGUCCCGAUGAAACCGUCAAAGUUUUCUUCCAUUUAUGCGACGCCGGUACAAAACAUGAUGCAAACGGCAACAACGACGUCCACUACUACUACUGGCUCGAGUGGAGGUACGUCCGGUGCUAGCAGUAUCUACGCAAAGACAACCGAUAACAGCAGUAUUCAACAACCAGACAAACCGACAGCGACGGGUGCUGCUGCUGGUGGAUCGCCUGCAUCUACUGGUGGAAGAGAUAAUAUCGUAGAAUUAGUGCAAUCGUUGCAGAGUAGUUUAAAAGUUCCGGUGGGUAACAUUUCCGCCACGCAGUGGUUAGCGCUGAGCGAUCGACUUAAUUCGCUACAGUCCUGUUGUGUCACCUUUGCGGACAACGAAAGCCUGCCACCGCACGCCAAAUUUCAUUUCCGAGAGCUAGUCACACGGGUGGAAAAUCAGGCACGUUCGUUACGGUCCGCCGGCAACAAAAACGUUCAAGACAACGAAAAACUCGUCCAAGAGGUCGGCCAAUCGCUGAAGCAGAUAUCGAAUGCCUUGCACAGGUAAUUUCAAGUAAAGUUGGUUGCUUUCGAUGAGGAAUUCUAAUCGGUGGGUUUUAAUCGGUUAUUUGUGGGUCAUUGAU